ACGUCUAUUGUUGUAUUAAUAAAGUUCUCACAACGUUAUCUCUUUUCCAGGUGGUGUUGUGGACAUUCUGGAACUGCUAUGGAAAGUGAACAUGCUCUGAAAAUACUGGAAUUUUUUGUAUCAUAUAGCGUUAGUGUAUUGGAAAAACACGAACAUUAAGGGAAGGAAUUAUAGCCUAAGAGAUUUCUACUUUGCCAUUUGCUCAAGGAAUUACGUAGGUGUGUUGUAACUUGGCGCUUAGUAGGUUACGUCAGGGUAACGGAUAGUGAAGUGUAGAGGUGACUGUGAAGAUGGGCGCUUGGCGAGGAUGGUUCUUGGGACUGACGGUGAUGAUGGUGACAGCAGGAGCCAUGAAUGCAGCUGCUGCUGCAACAGGGGCAGCAGCAGCAGCAUCUGCAGCCACCAUCCAUGAACUGUCUAAGGAGCCAGCAAUAGACCUGAAGCCGCAUCGCCGUCUGGCUAUCUACAGACACUCGAGAGUACGACAAGCCUCCAGUAACCCAAACAUCUUGGAGGUAAACAAAGAGCAGGAUACUGUGGUGGACCUUGUGAAGCACUACACAAACUCCACCACACACAUAACAAACAGCACACACACACCGGACGGCAGACGAAUAGCAAACACACAUAGAAACACUGUAAAACAAGGGUCAACACAAAAAGAGCAUUGCUGUGAGGCUAACACAAGUAGCAGCAAGGUGAGUAAGAGAUCCCUCACUGAUCAGUGUGAGGCUGGACCACCUCCCACCACGGCGCCAGAAAGUGGAACUGGCGACGAUCGGGUGAUCGAUGUGGCGGUACUGGUGCCAUGUAACGCCUCACAUCAGUACUCUCGCGUCAAGGUGCUGCCGGUGGUAGAACUGGCCGUGAGGCACCUGCGAGAGACAGGUCUACGAGGACCGCUGGAGAACUACACCAUCAUUGUGAGGUACAGAGACUCCAGGACCUCCUCCACCUACGGUCCACUGGCUGCAGUCGAUCUCUACUUCAAUAAAUACGCAGAUGUGUUUCUGGGGCCCGUUGAUGACUACGUCUUGGCCCCUGUGGCUCGCUUCUCGGGGGCCUGGAAUGUGCCGCUGCUGACCCCAGGGGGCCAGCCCAGUGCUUUCGACAGUCGUAAGGACUAUCCUCUGCUCACCAGACUCAAGGGAUUCUACACAGAGGUGGGCAAGUUGUUCUCGUCCGUGGUGAAGCACUGGGGCUGGAACGUUCUUGGUCUUAUAUACGAGGAUCGGGAUGACGAGAAGGGGAACUCAGUCUGCCACUUCACUUUAGCUUCCAUCUACAACAGCUUCCACACGAAGCCCCACACGGAGAAGUUCAACAAGAACACCAACAGGAACUUCACCCAGCUGCUGAUGAACUUCCACGACAAAGCGAGGAGUGAGUGUUGAAGUGAGAGGGGAGUUACUUCCCGGUGACUUGAGAGGGAAUUGGGAGUGGCAUGCAGCCCUCUCGAGUGAGUAAUAAAGAACACGCGGUGCAGAGGACAGUUUUAUUUCUCCAUCAAGCUUUAUUAAGCUUCUUCCCGAGG
Molecule: messenger RNA, 1534 nt
Organism: Cherax quadricarinatus
Lineage: Eukaryota; Metazoa; Arthropoda; Malacostraca; Decapoda; Parastacidae
Product: atrial natriuretic peptide receptor 3
Biological process (GO): signal transduction
Cellular component (GO): membrane
Molecular function (GO): signaling receptor activity; peptide hormone binding
Source: RefSeq, a predicted model, not a curated record